GUUUACGGAAGCUGCAUCAUGCGAAGUUUAUAGAGGCUAAAAGUUGGCGAUAUUUUGCGUAUUCUUGGCAAUCAGCAUGCUCCUAAUAACGUGUUGAAGUUGUUUUUUUGUAGUGAUCGUUUUCCAGCUAACAUGCAGGCGGAAUCACCCGUAACGUCUCCGAAAUUUGAUUUGUUAGACUCGUGUGGUAAAUUUCGUGUGCUGGUUGGGGUCACGGGUAGUGUGGCAGCGCUCAAAGUGCCUCUGUUGGUCUCCCAACUUCUAGAGUUGCCCGGGGUGGAUGUGCGUGUUGUCACUACAGAACACGCCAAGCACUUCUACAACCCUGCUGAUGUGGCUGUCAGAGUCUACAGUGACACACAUGAGUGGGAGGUUGGUUAUCAAACAGAGCUGUGGAGCCAGCGUUCUGACCCUGUCCUGCACAUAGAGCUGAGACGCUGGGCUGACCUCUUCGUUAUAGCCCCUCUGGACGCUAACACACUGGGGAAGAUCGCCAGCGGCAUCUGUGACAACUUACUGACGUGUGUGGUACGGGCCUGGGAUACCAGUCGUCCUCUACUCUUCUGUCCAGCGAUGAACACUGCUAUGUGGCAUCACCCCAUCACCUCUCGCCAGGUGGACAUCCUUAAAGAGUUUGGCUACGUUGAGAUCCCCUGCAUCGCCAAGAAACUGGUCUGUGGAGACCAAGGUAAAGGGGCCAUGGCAGAGGUGUCAACGAUCGUAGAUGUUGUGAACCAAUUCAUCCAGAAAGCUGCCGAGUCUCCUCAGGAAGGAGCAGGCCAGGUGCUGUGAGGAAGGAGCAGGCCAGGUGCUGAGAGGAAGGAGCAGGCCAGGUGCUGUGAGGAAGGAGCAGGCCAGGUGCUGUGAGGAAGGAGCAGGCCAGGUGCUGUGAGGAAGGAGCAGGCCAGGUGCUGUGAGGAAGGAGCAGGCCAGGUGCUGUGAGGAAGGAGCAGGCCAGGUGCUGUGAGGAAGGAGCAGGCCAGGUGCUGAGAGGAAGGAGCAGGCCAGGUGCUGUGAGGAAGGAGCAGGCCUGUGAAUAUGAAUGAACUGCAGAUAGUAAAACCCAGAUGGACUCCUAGACCCUAUGCACUUGUGGAGAUCUGAGAGGAUUUUGAUUGGAAUAGGUAAUAUGCUGAAACUUCCAUCUAGCUUAUCAGAGGGCAAGGUGGAACUAUUACCAUAAUGACUGCGCCUGUCAAAUCUUCUCAGAUCUGCUUAAAUCAAUCCCUAGGUCCUAGGGGUCCAGUGGGAUUGGGCCGGGGGUCCGUUUGGAAUUGGGCCAUUGACACGAAGAUGAGGCAUUCAGAUGAAGAUUGCUGCAGUUGUGAUGUGAUGUAAUCAUUUGAAUGUAAAUGAACCUAUUUUAUUGAAGCCCCAAAUGUUAAAGAGACAAGAGUUUGCAAUAGAUGUUUGUAAUUUAA
This is a messenger RNA of Oncorhynchus nerka (sockeye salmon), 1421 nucleotides long. RefSeq names its product phosphopantothenoylcysteine decarboxylase (gene ppcdc). Gene Ontology annotation, biological process: coenzyme A biosynthetic process. The coding region runs from base 133 to 792 and encodes 219 amino acids. Lineage: Eukaryota; Metazoa; Chordata; Actinopteri; Salmoniformes; Salmonidae. Gene Ontology annotation, molecular function: FMN binding; phosphopantothenoylcysteine decarboxylase activity. The transcript is spliced from 5 exons. The record is from RefSeq and is a predicted model, not a curated record. Gene Ontology annotation, cellular component: phosphopantothenoylcysteine decarboxylase complex.